Molecule: messenger RNA, 565 nt
Organism: Arabidopsis thaliana (thale cress)
Lineage: Eukaryota; Viridiplantae; Streptophyta; Magnoliopsida; Brassicales; Brassicaceae
Product: NAC transcription factor-like protein
Exons: 2
Coding region: 1-564 (187 amino acids)
Biological process (GO): DNA-templated transcription; regulation of DNA-templated transcription
Cellular component (GO): nucleus
Molecular function (GO): DNA binding
Source: RefSeq, marked reviewed
AUGGCUCGCGACUCCAAGAAAGCUGGUGGAGCUUUACCGGCGCCGGCGACUGCUAUGGGUAAUGCUGCGGCGGAGACAUCGCUCCCUCCUGGCUUCCGAUUUCAUCCAUCCGAUGAAGAACUCAUUAGCUAUUACUUGAAGAAGAAGGUUCAGGGAAAACCCAUGCGAUACGAUGAGAUUGGAGAAGUAGAUAUUUGCAAGCUCGAGCCCUGGGACUUAGCAGUUAUAAUCUUCCUCUGUUUCUUGGCUUUAGAUUUCCGUUAUGUGUUAAAGACAAGGGACAAAGAAUGGUUCUUCUUCAGUGCCUUGGAUAAGAAGACUCGCACUGGUACUUCUAUGAGCCGAGCAACAAAGCAAGGCUACUGGAAAGUCACUGGAACAGACGGGAAAAUCCGCCAAGGAGGAGACGGUAAGGUGACCAUUGGUACGAUGAAGACUCUUGUGUUUCACAGGGGGCGUAGUCCAAACGGUCUGGGAACCGAUUGGGUGAUGAAUGAGUAUCACCUCGCUAAAAAUGACGAAGGCGUUCCGGUGAGAUAUAUGUUCUCUACAAGAUCCUUUUGAG